AUGGAAGAACAUAGUGAUGGUGAAGGUGUGUUAUCACCAUCAAGCUCUGCAUGUAAUCGUAAGAAGAGGAGAACUAUUUUACAAUGUCGUAAGGUUAAUGCAGGUACUAACUUACGAUGUCAAAGUAGCCCGUCAAGAUCACCCCUUUCAAACAUUACAAACUCGUCCAUAAACCCUAUUAAAGUUACUCCAAUAUCAACUCUGCUUACACCAUUAUCAAGUAGAUAUACUGCUUUUAAAAGCAAUCCCGCGAGUCUGUGUACUCCUUCAUCGACAGUAAUUCAACAACCUAUAUCGACAAUAUAUCGCAGUACAAGUACAAGUAUUCCAGACUUUACUUCUCCAUUAUCUUCUAUUCCAUGUUCAUCACUUUCUAAUGUAGCACUUAGUGAAAUCUUGUAUGUUUAUGUUAUGCAAGAUCCAUCCAAUAAGACACUCUCAAAUUGCAUUCAUCAUACUCCUCCAAUUGAAUUCAAAGAUGCAUCUAGACCAGGAGUUGAUAAUACGAGGGAAAGUCUGAAUUAUUUGAGAAAAGGAAAGCAAAAAGUGUGUAUUGGUAUUCAAGAAAAAAACUUUCCAAGUCCAAUGCCUGCAUCAUUGUGCAAUAAGCCUAUUAGAAAGUCCAAUUCUAGACCCAAAUCCACCCAUUUGAACACGAAUGACAUACCUCUAAUCAAUUUGGAGAUGCUUAAUGAUCCUUCAAUGGAAGAAGUUAGAAAGAUGAGAGGCAUUUCUCCAGAAUAUAUUGAUCAUGGCGAUCAAAUACACGUUUGUGCCAAUUGUCAUGCUAUGUUGUGGGAAGCUGAAGCCCUUAGAGGGAAUCAAAAUGGUAAGAAGCGAUCAUUUUCCCUUUGUUGUAAGAACGGACAAGUUCAACUUCCCGACGCAAUAGAACCUCCACCUUUAUUACGGAAUCUUUAUAAAGGUUCUCAUACCAGGAGCACCAAUUUUAUGAAUAACAUCCGUGCUUAUAACACGAUGUUCUCUUUCACUUCUAUGGGUGGUAAGGUUGACAAAAGUGUUCAAAGUGGUAGAGGUCCAUAUUGCUUUAGACUACAGGGACAAAAUUGCCAUAGAAUUGGCAGUUUAUUGCCCGCUGUCGGAGACCAACCCAAAUUUUCACAACUUUACAUACACGAUUCAGAGAAUGAGGUUCAACAUCGACUAAAUGCAUUCAGGUUAGUGGACAUUCAAAAUAUACUAUUAAUUACAUUUGAGUUGUUUCUAACAUCAAAACUAUUGUAUGUGGACAUCCAAAAUAAUAGUGGGAGUGGUGUAAAACGCGAUGAUCUUGAUCCAGGCAUAAUAAACCUUCUUAAGAAUAUGCUUGACUCUUGCAAUCCCCUUGUGAAGUCUUUCCGUAUGGUCAGAGAUUGUUUGGAAGAAAAUGACUUACAAGACGUAAGCCUGAAGCUCAUUUCAACCAGGGAAAAAGACGGUAGAACUUACAAUUUGCCAACAGUGUCAGAAGUUGCAGCCUUAAUAGUUGGUGAUAUUGACGGAUUAGUUGAUCAACGGGACAUUGUUGUUAGAACUAAGUCUGGAUUUCUCCAACGAAUUAGUGAGUUGCACCCUUCCUACCUAGCAUUACAGUAUCCCUUACUUUUUCCCUUUGCUGAAGAUGGUUUCAGACUUGGCAUUAAACAUAGAGCGAUUCCAGAUGACUGUACUAAACUCAAAACCAGGCUUACACUCAGAGAGUUUUUUUGCUAUAGAAUACAAGACCGAAUCAAGCCUUUUUCAUUGAUAACCUAUUCAAGAAAAUUGUUUCACCAGUUACUGGUGGAUGCAUACACCAUGGUGGAAGCUGAUAGAUUGUCUUAUGUCAAAGUACAACAACCUAAACUAAGAACUAAUACAUUCAUAAAUUUGCAACAGAAUGUAGCUAAUGGGAACAAUAAUGCAUCAAAAAUAGGUAAACGUAUAUUGUUACCGUCAUCGUUCACUGGUGGAGCCAGGCCUGAGGAUAGGCCUGAUAUUCUUACAAGACUUUUCAAGAUGAAACUCGAUCACCUUAUAAACGAGUUCAAGAAUGAUCAAAUUUUUGGUCCUCUACAAGCAGUUCUUUAUACAGUGGAAUUUCAAAAACGUGGCCUACCUCAUGCGCAUAUCUGUUUGUUUUUGAGCCCUGACCACAAGUUUCCAACAGCAGCACAUGUAGAUCAGUUAAUUAGUGCUGAAAUUCCUGACAAAGAAGAAGAUCCUGUGUUGUAUGAACUUGUGAGUCAAUUUAUGAUUCAUGGGCCUUGUGGUAAAGAUAACCCCAGUUGUCCCUGCAUGGUUCAACAGAAAUGCACCAAAAAUUUUCCGAAAAAAUAUAAAGAGGAAACCUCUGUUGAUGAUGAUGGAUAUCUUGUGUAUAGGCGUCGAAACACAGGACGUACAGUGGAAAAAAAUGGUGUCCCAGUUGACAAUAGAUUUGUUGUUCCUUAUAAUGCUUCCCUUCUUCGAAAGUACCAAUGUCACAUAAAUGUAGAAGCUUGCAACCAGUCAGGUGCGAUCAAGUAUUUAUUUAAAUAUAUAAACAAAGGACCUGAUAGAGUGACGGCUUUCGUAUAUCAAACAAAUCAGCAGAAAGAUAAAGAUUGUCAAGAGUCUCCAGUUGAUGAGGUCAAAAAUUACCUCGAUUGCAGGUAUGUUUCUGCUUGUGAGGCGGCUUGGAGGAUUUAUGGUUAUGAUAUACACUAUGGAUGGCCUCCUGUUGAAAUACUACCAUUUCAUGACAAAGAUCAGCAGAGUAUUGUAUAUGAUGAGAACGCUAACCUAUGCGAUAUUGUCACUAAUCCGACUGUCAAACAGUCAAUGUUUAUUCAGUGGAUGGAAUUAAACAAGGUUGACGCCUUUGCCAGAACCUUGCUAUAUGUCCAGUUCCCAAGACAUUAUGUUUGGAUUCGUAAGUAUAGGAAAUGGGAAAAAAGAACACAUCCCGGUGGUAGUAUUGGAAGAAUUUCUUAUGUUCCACCCUCACUUGGAGAUGUUUACUAUUUGAGGAUGUUGUUGAAUCAUGUCAGAGGUCCACAAUUUUGGAAAGAAUUAAAAACUUUUGAUGGCCAGACGUUUGAAACCUACAAAGAGGUAUGUGAAACAAUGGGCCUUUUGAGUGAUGAUAAGGAAUACGUUGAAGCAAUUGAAGAAGCCAGCGGUUGGGCAACGGGUUUGGUUCUUCAACAAGAUGAAUUGAAAAACCUAUGUCUAUCAGAUAUUGAAGGGUUGCUCAAAAGUAACGGCAGUACACUCAGAAAUUUCCCGGAUAUGCCAUGCCCUGACGAGGAUUAUGUAACAUGCUUGAACAAUCAAUUGAUACGAAGUGAACUUAUGUAUGAUAAAGUUGCUUUACAAACUGAGCAUGCGACUUAUUUAAGUAGCUUAACCCAAGAACAGCAUCAUGUUUAUGAUACUGUUAUACAGGCAGUUGACAAGAAUGAAGGUGGUGUUUUUUUUGUAUAUGGAUAUGGGGGUACUGGGAAGACCUUCCUUUGGAAAACACUAACAGCUGCUAUACGUUCUAGAGGUGAUAUCUAUGUUCAAUCGACCCCCAAAGUGAUCUUGCUGGUUUAA
This is a messenger RNA of Erigeron canadensis, 3558 nucleotides long. RefSeq lists its product as uncharacterized. The transcript is spliced from 8 exons. Lineage: Eukaryota; Viridiplantae; Streptophyta; Magnoliopsida; Asterales; Asteraceae. The record is from RefSeq and is a predicted model, not a curated record. Gene Ontology annotation, molecular function: DNA helicase activity. Gene Ontology annotation, biological process: DNA repair; telomere maintenance. Bases 1 to 3558 code for a protein of 1185 amino acids.